AUGGAACGUUGGUCUGGAAAAGUGGCGAUCGUAACUGGUGCUAGUUCGGGAAUCGGUGCAGAGAUCACGGAAUCCCUCGUAGAACAUGGCGUUAAGGUUGUUACCCUCGCGAGAAGGCUAAACAAACUUGAAGAAUUAGCCGCGAAUCACGGCAAAGACAAGAUCUACCCGGUCCAAUGCGACGUUACGAAGGAGGAAGAGAUUUUACAAGCAUUUCAAUGGGUCGAAGAGAAAUUAGGCGGUGCUGAUAUACUCGUGAACAAUGCUGGCGUUCUCAUUGCAACACCGGUUAUUGGUAAGGCCACUGAAGAUUACCGUAGAGUAGUGGAUACCAACUUAAUAGCUCCCGCAAUCUGUUCAAGAGAAUUUUGCCAAUCGGUCAAGAAACGUAAUGCAUACGGCCAUAUAAUCAAUAUCAACAGUAUGGCUGGGCACUAUGCAGAAGCUAUACAGCUAUCACUCGGUAUCUACGGUGCCAGUAAAUAUGGCCUGACUGCCUUGACAGUGGAACUACGCAAUGAAAUACUCCAGGCCAAACUCAGAAUACGAAUUACGAACAUCAGUCCUGGCACAGUACUCACAGACAUGUUUACAAAUGUAGCUGCAGGUCAGAUUGAUCUUAAUAAUAAGAUGAUAAUAUUGCGUGGCAAAGACAUAGCUAACUCAGUGGUCUAUGCACUAGGCACACCGGAGGGCGCAGAGAUUCACCAGUUGACAAUUGUGCCUGAAAAUUCACUAGCUGGGCUCCCAAGGGAAAUGAUUCAUAAAUAAGUGUCUAACCGAUGUAACUCUUAAUCAAGAUCAAAUAU
This is a messenger RNA of Dufourea novaeangliae, 809 nucleotides long. Its product is annotated as farnesol dehydrogenase-like. The coding region runs from base 1 to 771 and encodes 256 amino acids. The transcript has 5 exons. Lineage: Eukaryota; Metazoa; Arthropoda; Insecta; Hymenoptera; Halictidae. The record is from RefSeq and is a predicted model, not a curated record.